GCUUGAUGAUGAAUCUCUUACGCUGCAGCCGGGGUUUCUCUAAGGCCUGGACGUCCUCUCAAUCUCGUACGGCCUUGAGUGUUCUUCGAUCGUCAUGGCCUACGAUAGGUCCUACAACCCGGAGUUUCCAUGCUGCUUUGGCUCUUGGUGGAAUACGGUCUCAGGUCCUGAAAGAUGUUGGGGAAGGGAUAACGGAGGUCCAGAUCAUCCAGUGGUAUGUUGAGGAAGGAGCAAGGGUUGAAGAGUGGAAGCCGCUUUGUCAGUAUCAAUCUGAUAAAGCGGUUGACGAUAUCACUUCGAGGUAUGAGGGAAUUGUGAAAAAGCUACAUUUUCAGGCAGAUGAUACCGUCCCCACAGGAAGGGCUCUUUGUGACAUCGAAGUAGACGAUGCACAAUACCCUGAAGACCAUCCUCCCACGGAGUCGAACGCAGAGACCUCUCCACCAGCGCGGACAACGAUUGAUUCGCAACCUGUACCUCGUCCGACUACCCCGUUACCAGCUUCCCCAGCCGCAGAAAUCCCAAGCAAUGGUGCGAAAGGACGAUAUGCUACGCUUGCUACUCCGGCUGUCCGCGGGCUGCUUAAACAAUUGAAUGUGAACAUCGAGGAUGUGAAGGGAACAGGCAAGGACGGGCGAGUGCUCAAGGAGGAUAUCCACCGGUUUGUCGCGAUGCGGGACGCACCGAGCGCAACUCCAUCACUGUCACAGGACGCCGACACAGCGGUUAACCUGACACACAUCCAAACCCAGAUGUUCAAGACAAUGACACGGUCACUUACGAUUCCGCAUUUCGGGUACGCCGACGAGCUCAAUAUCAACAACAUCACAGCCCUGCGGAAGAAAAUUGCCAAUGACAAAAGCGAUCCGAGGAAGAUCACAUUCCUCUCAUUUGUAGUCAAAGCGGUGUCCCUUGCUCUAAACGACUACCCCAUUCUCAACGCAAAGCUCGACACCAGCAAUGCUGACAAGCCGCAACUCAUCAUGCGCCCAAGACACAAUAUUGGGAUUGCAAUGGAUACACCGCAGGGCCUGAUAGUCCCCAACAUUAAGGAUGUCGGCAGUCGUUCCAUCCUAGAUGUUGCCCAAGAGAUCUCGCGUCUUAGCGCGCUCGGGAAGGAAGGCAAACUCACCCCUGCCGACCUCAGCGGCGGUACGAUCACGGUCUCGAAUAUUGGAAACAUUGGAGGCACCUACGUUAGUCCAGUGCUUGUCCCCAACGAGCUGGCCAUUCUUGGAAUCGGGAGGGCAAGAACGAUUCCUGUUUUUGAUGAUGCUGGGCAGGUAACAAAAGGCGAGGUUGUGAACUUUAGUUGGAGUGCAGAUCAUCGAGUUGUGGACGGUGCAACAAUGGCAAGGAUGGCGAGCAAGGUCAAGGAGCUUAUUGAGUCGCCGGAGCGUAUGCUCUUGAGUCUGCGAUAGCCUGUUUCUGAUCAAGACCGCAGUAAUUAGAGCUAAUAGACUUUAAUGAACGAGUGUUGAGAAUAUUGCUUG
Molecule: messenger RNA, 1493 nt
Organism: Aspergillus nidulans FGSC A4
Lineage: Eukaryota; Fungi; Ascomycota; Eurotiomycetes; Eurotiales; Aspergillaceae
Product: putative 2-oxo acid dehydrogenases acyltransferase
Exons: 4
Coding region: 6-1421 (471 amino acids)
Molecular function (GO): acyltransferase activity
Source: RefSeq, a predicted model, not a curated record